This is a messenger RNA of Cladophialophora bantiana CBS 173.52, 201 nucleotides long. RefSeq lists its product as uncharacterized. The record is from RefSeq and is a predicted model, not a curated record. Lineage: Eukaryota; Fungi; Ascomycota; Eurotiomycetes; Chaetothyriales; Herpotrichiellaceae. The coding region runs from base 1 to 201 and encodes 66 amino acids. The transcript has a single exon.
AUGAUUGACAAAAUCCGAUUUAUCCUUUUGGCUUCGCUUGAAGACACCGAUGUGCGGGAGCGAGUGCUGAACUCGUCGAUGAGCAUCGUCAAGCGGCCUUCUUGUGACUAUGAUGCACUGUUCCAGGACUGGGAAACCGGAUUUCCCGAGAUAGACAUGGAUGAUGCGUGGUCAGGUUUCAUCAGCGGCGGUGCUGCUUGA